Molecule: messenger RNA, 3931 nt
Organism: Athene cunicularia (burrowing owl)
Lineage: Eukaryota; Metazoa; Chordata; Aves; Strigiformes; Strigidae
Gene: NEK5
Product: NIMA related kinase 5
Exons: 23
Coding region: 49-2556 (835 amino acids)
Biological process (GO): protein phosphorylation
Molecular function (GO): ATP binding; protein kinase activity
Source: RefSeq, a predicted model, not a curated record
GGGCUCCGGAGCGGCCGGGAGCACCAGACAUCACUUUAAGACGACAUCAUGGAUAAAUAUGAAAUAAUAAAAAAAAUUGGACAAGGAUCUUUUGGCAGAAUAUUCUUGGCAAAAGGAAAAGUGGAUAAUGAGCAGCGUGUUAUCAAAGAGAUCAAUUUAACUAAGAUGCCUGUGAAAGAAAAGGAAGCCUGUCAGAAAGAAGUCAUUCUUCUGGCCAAGAUGAAGCAUGCAAAUAUUGUAACCUUCUAUGCUUCUUUGCAAGAAAAGAACAAGCUAUAUAUUGUGAUGGAAUACUGUGAUGGUGGAGAUUUAAUGAAGCGGAUAAAUAUGCAGCAUGGAGUGCUGUUUGACGAGGACCAGAUUCUGAGUUGGUUUGUGCAGAUCUCCUUGGGCUUGAAGCAUAUUCAUGACAAGAAGAUUUUACACAGAGAUGUAAAGGCACAGAACAUUUUUCUUAGCAAUAAUGGAAGGGUAGCGAAGCUUGGGGACUUUGGCAUAGCAAGACAGUUGAACAGCACUAUGGAGUUUGCCCAUACCUGUGUAGGGACCCCCUAUUAUCUGUCACCUGAGAUCUGUGAAAAUCGACCAUAUAACAAUAAAACAGAUAUUUGGUCUCUUGGCUGUGUACUUUAUGAACUAUGUGCACUAAAGCAUCCUUUUGAAGGCAAUAGUUUGCACCAGCUGGUGCUGAAGAUCUGCAGAGGACAUUUUCACCCAGUAUCUCCCAACUAUUCAUAUGAAUUGAGGAUAUUAAUUUCCCAGUUGUUUAAAAUAUCUCCAAGAGAUCGACCAUCUAUAAGCUCUAUUCUAAGGAAGCCCUUCUUGCAGAAGCUUGUUCUCAGGUAUUUGCCCCCUGAGAUAUCACAGGAAGAACUUGGACGCACUGUGAUACAUAGAAAAAGGCCUUCAGAAUCACAGCCUGGAGCCAAGCUGAUACAAGCACAUAAACUUCAAAAAAGGAGAGUCCAAGACCAAGUUCCUCCAGAAUCUGAAAUGGUGGUACCUGUCAAACAGGAAUUAUUUCAAAGAAGUGAAUGGAAACCUCCUUCAAGAGGGCAGCAGCCUCUUUUUCAGCCAGAGAGCUCCAAAUUUAAGAUGGCAGAAGGGCCAGAAAGUAUUAGAGUACGUGGCCAUUAUGGUCAUUACUAUGAUAAGCUUGACAACUUGCAGAGGAAAGCACAUUAUGACCUUUCUCACAUCAGCCAAAGAGUUGAAGAAUACUAUAAACUAAAAGGACAAGUGGCACCUUUGCCCCCACCACCUGACUGGCCUGCAGAGUAUCUUCAAAGGCGUUUUGAAGCCCAACAGUACAAGAUUAAAGUGGAAAAACAGCUGGGACUGCGACCAUCCUCUGCUGACCCAUGUCAUGACCAAAAACAGCAGCAGAAAAUAAAGGAAGAGCAUCUCAAAAACCAUCAGCAGGACAUGUCUAGAAAGAAUGAAAUGAAAGAACAGGAGUACCUGAAACAACUGCAGAAAAUUCGGGAAGAAUAUCACAGUAAUAUGAAGGAAUUCAGGUUUAGAGCAGGAGUACUCCAGGAGAAUCAAAAAAUACAAGAUAAAACCUAUGUUGUGAGGCAAGGGAAAGCUGAGGACCGGUCUGAAACCAAGGAUACAGCUAGAAUAGGAGAAGAAUCACUUCAGGACAUGGAAGAAAACUUUAAACAAGUCAGACUCCAGGAUAGGCAAGACCAAAAACUCUUAGGAAAUAAACAUAACAGAAAGGGAGGGGUAAAGUUUGAAAUUAAUUUAGAUGUAUGUGUUCCUGAGGAAGACAGCAUUCAAGAAGCAGAGGUACUAGAUAAACUCAGUGAGACUUUAACUUUUGUGGGUGGUAAGAAUUUUAAGGAUAAACUGGUGGAAAUUUAUGAAGAUCCUAUGGACAGAGCUUUGGGAGAACUAUCUGGAUACCAAACAGAGUCCAAUAACACAGAUGAUAGGAAAGAAAACAGAAAACACCGGCAAACUAGAGCUCCUCAGACACUACUGAAUUUUUUAGCUGAUGCUGAUGUCACAUCUGUAUGUCCUACUAUGGCUGAAAAUGAACUUGCUGACCAUGCUAUUCUGCCUGAGGACAUCCUGGAAAACAGGAAGCAGUGGAAACAAACACCACCAGGGACACUCCUGAACAUCUUAGCAAAAGCAGAGCUGUCUAAUGAUUCCUUCAUCCGUCUUGAAGAAGAAAUAGAAGAGGGAUUAACUAUGUCUCCUCCAAAAGAAGACAAGGAAGAUGAUUCAGAAACCUGCUCUGCUGUUGCUGUUGAUGAAGGCAGACUUGAGCCAAGAUCAGAUGAUGAAGACACAAAUUUUGAAGACUCUGAAGAUGAACUCAGACAUGAGCUGGAGGAAUCUCUGGAAAAAGUGGCAACUUCUCCAGCAGAGAGAACCAUGAAGUCUCCCAUCCUUUCAAUAAAUAAAGGUCAAACAGAUGAAGAAAAGAUGAGUUUAUCUCACAAACUACUUGGAAAAUCCAAUGAUGAUUUAGAAAAUAACCAUGGGUCAUUUAGUGUUGACACACGAAAUGAAAAAGGCAAGCAGGAAGCAAGAGCUACCUAAAACACCAGCAGUUACUGUUUCAAAGCUUUCAGUCACAUCAGUAACAAAACUGAAGGACAGCUGACAUAAAAUGCCAAGUAAAUCAACUGCUUUUCAACAGUGCUAAAUGCUUGAUUAAAAUUCAUGAAAGGUUGUUACUAUUGUGUUUAAAAGGAAAAAAAUCAGGCUACUUUUCAGAUGUCUAAAUGUUGAUAAAUCCUCAUCCAGAUUGAAAUGCACUUACAUCUUUAUUAUUCUAAACUACCUGAGACAUCUCUGACAACACUUGCUUAAGCAAAUUUCUGAUUGCAUACUCUCUUUAAACAUUUUUGUAUCAUGUUAGAAAGUCUCCUAGUCAGUAUAUUUUUCUAGCUCCAUCAACUCUGUUUUAAACUCCUCCAGCUUUUCAUAAUCUCUGUGUACUGCCAAUUCAGCUUUACAAUCCAUAGGUCAUUUAUAGUACUGACCCUACAUAGUAUCACCAACUGCUCAUCAGUUUUAUAUAGUAGCAGUAAAAGGGUUUAUUAGCACCGUGAGACUUGUGCAUUACCUAAUGCAUAAUAAAACAUGGAACAGUAGGUUCUUCCAACCGUAUUUUUUUAUAUACAAAAUUUCGUAUAAUCCAGGUGAAAAAUAGAGGGAAAACCACAUUCUAAAGUUUGAUUUCAGUAGCUUUUUGCACUUCUCUUUAGUUUGCUAAAAUAUAAAAUACUGCUUUGAUGGCUCAAAUAAGGACUCUAUGUUUUUCCUUUUUGACACAAAAGCAGAUGUUCAAUUUUUGAACAUUUUGUUCACAGUGUUCUCAGUUUUAUAACAAGCAGUAGUUCAGGACUUUAACGUUCUUGUUUGUAUAGCAUUUAAUUAUGCCCUCUAAUCUAGACCCUUCUAUUCCCUAGGAACAGAAAACUUCUCAGUAGAGUAGGGUUGGAAAAAUACCAUUAAGUUGUCAUACUGUGAAAGGGCAUGAGGAAAUAGCUAAUAGGAGGAUCAUAGACAAGUGCAAUUACUACACUUAUUAAAAAUCAAGCUAGCAAAACCACCAUAUGAUUAAGCUAUAGGAAUCACUGUAGGUAAUGAAAUCUCCAGAUCCACAAUUAAAAUCCCACAUAAUAGAAUUUUGCCACACAAUGGAGGACAGCAAAUUGAAAAUGUGCUACAGAUUCUGGGGAAAAAAAAAAAAAUCUGGAUACAAAAGCUAAUCAGACAAAAGUGUUGACUUUAAAAAGGGGACUGUGGGUGAAGAGUCAUGAAAUGAUUGGAGACUGAAAGUAUUCAAUAAAUAAAAGAACUUUCAGAUGCAGUUCUGUUACCAAGAAGAUAUGACAGUUCUGUGAAUCCAGAAGGUUUUACAGUGCACCGCACUGUCAUGUAGUCAACACAGAAAAUUUUCAGGAGC